AUGAUCCUGAAUUUGGAGGACUGGCUAAGCCAGACUUUGGCUUAUCAGCAAUCCUGUACUGAGUUGGAAAGCUUGGAGAGGAGCAAAGUGUGCGAGCGGUGGCCGAGGGGCCUGCUUCGCUGCCGCCGGCAUCUGAGGCGAAGGGGCCAUCAUGGACGUCGUCAAGGCGGAGAUCGAGCGGAAGCGGAAGCUGCUGGAGGAGAAGGAGCUGCUCGGGGGAAAAAAAAAUACUUUAAGCGUAGUGAGUUGGCCAAGAAGGAAGAAGAGGCAUAUUUUGAAAGAUGUGGUUGCAAGCCUGUAAACGAGAAGCCACCAGGAGAGGUUCAGCAGGAAGAGGAAGAGGAGGAGAAGACAAUAACUGCAUCAAAUCCAGUAUUGGAACUAGAGUUGGCAGAGGAGAAGUUGCCUAUGACUCUUUCUAGACAAGAGGUCAUGAGGAGAUUGAGAGAAAGGGGUGAACCUAUCAGACUUUUUGGAGAAACAGAUUAUGAUGCCUUUCAGAGGCUGCGAAAGAUAGAAAUUCUAGCGCCAGAAGUCAACAAGGGAUUAAGGAAUGACCUGAAGGCUGCUUUGGAUAAGAUUGACCAGCAGUAUCUGAAUGAAAUUGUAGGUGGUCAGGAACAGGGAGAGGAUGAUACACAGAAUGAUCUCAAAGUCCAUGAAGAGAACACAACAAUUGAAGAAUUGGAGAUGCUUUCAACAGAGCUUCCACUCUCAGAUUCAUGGAUUUCUGUGCAGGCUUUGGGAGAAUCUUUAGGACAAGGGGAUGACCAUAAAGACAUGGAUAUCAUAACCAAAUUUUUGAAGUUUCUUCUUGGAGUCUGGGCUAAGGAGUUGAACGCCAGAGAAGAUUAUGUGAAACGUGGUGUACAAGGCAAACUAAACAGUGCCACUCAGAAGCAGACAGAAUCGUACCUGAGACCUCUGUUCAGAAAACUUCGGAAAAGGAAUAUCCCUGCUGACAUCAAGGAAUCAAUAACGGACAUUAUCAAGUUCAUGCUGCAAAGGGAGUAUGUGAAGGCUAAUGAUGCCUAUCUGCAGAUGGCCAUUGGGAAUGCCCCCUGGCCUAUCGGCGUCACUAUGGUGGGCAUCCAUGCGCGAACUGGUCGAGAGAAGAUUUUCUCAAAGCAUGUGGCUCACGUUCUGAAUGAUGAAACUCAGAGGAAAUACAUCCAGGGCUUGAAGAGGCUGAUGACCAUUUGCCAGAAACACUUCCCUACUGACCCAUCCAAAUGUGUGGAGUACAAUGCGCUGUGACAAUGUGGAUACGCAGG
Lacerta agilis (Sand lizard) is the source of this 1274-nucleotide messenger RNA. It is a transcript of the gene PRPF18, whose product is annotated as pre-mRNA processing factor 18. Lineage: Eukaryota; Metazoa; Chordata; Lepidosauria; Squamata; Lacertidae. Gene Ontology annotation, cellular component: U2-type post-spliceosomal complex; U4/U6 x U5 tri-snRNP complex; U5 snRNP. The record is from RefSeq and is a predicted model, not a curated record. Gene Ontology annotation, biological process: RNA splicing; generation of catalytic spliceosome for second transesterification step. The coding region runs from base 1 to 1257 and encodes 418 amino acids. The transcript is spliced from 13 exons.